AUGCUUCAGCAUCUCUUGUUAUUCUGGUUGAUUCCAUUUUUGGUUGGCAACGUUUCUGUAAAAAUCGAUACAACCUGGGAACAAACAUCAAUUCUGGGUGAAAUCAGCGAAUUCGUUGCAGAAAAAGCGCCAAAUGAAUUCUGGGACUACUUGGAAAAUGUGGAAGAAGGUGGAAAUACUCGAGAAAAUUAUGAAAAUGGACUGAAAGAAGCUGCAAAGUUGAUAGAUUCUGGACUGCUUCCCAUAUUGAAACUUUCUAUUAGCACGAGGAAAUAUUCGCCAAGAAUUCAACUACAUUACAAACUUGGAGAAUCGAGAUUAUGUUCUGUUUAUUUUAAGUAUGGAAGACAAAAAGAUUGCAAUCUUGAGAAUAUUAUUAUUGGAGAGAAAAAUGCGGAAGUUUUAUACAAUUCUGAUCAUAAAUUCACUCAAAACAAUAACAAUACUAUGAUUGUUUAUGGAAUAAUUGGAACGAAAGAAUUGAGAGAAUCUAUUCAGAAAAUGAAAGAACUUGUGAAAAUGGGAACUUUGUCAAGUUUCGUAUUUCGAAAUCAUUUCACGGUAGGGUUAUUUUCAAAUAUUCUGAAAUGUGUUAAACAAAUAAUUUUUCAGUCAUGUUCAAAUACGAAUGUUUCUUUAUCGGGUUAUGGAGUAGAACUUGUUAUGAAAGCCACUGAAUAUAAAGUUAUAAACGAAAAUGAGGAAGUUGAUCCAAAAGAUUUGCACGGUGUUAAUAUUGAGAAACUCAAAACAAUCCAUACAGAUCUUCGAGAAAAAUUGAAUGAUCUUCGAGAUUAUCUUUUCAAAAUUGAUGAUUUCACAAAACCUUUGAAAAAAUGGGAAUUGAAAAGUUUGAGUAUCCAAGCGACGAAAAUGAUAAUGGAAUCAAAUGAUCCAUUGAAAACUUUGAAGAAAAUGACACAAGAUUUUCCAUCUCAUUCAAGAUAUCUUUCGAAAGUAAAUAUUGAUAAUUGGAAAUUAAAAAGAAAUGGAUAUAUUGAUGAAGGGAUUAAUGAAUUGCGAAUAAAUGGAAAAAUAAUUGAAAAUGAUGUGAAUAUUUUCGAUUUGAUUGAAAUAUUAGAAAAUGAAAAACAAUUGGUGGAUAAAUUAUUUGAUAUUGGAAUCAAGGAUCCUAUGAAAUAUUUGACUACAAUCAAUUAUAAACUUGAUAUUCCAAAAGCAGUAUUUGAUUAUAGAAAUGCAAAUCCAAAGGUAAGUAAAAUAUCACUUUGAUUUGAAUAAUUUAAUAUCUUUAAGUUUUUAAACAACGUGGAAAGACAGUAUGGUUAUUCAACAAUAAAAGCAAUUAUUCAAAAAGUCGAUUUUGGAGAAGUUUUGCCGAUUGCAAAAAAUGUUUUCACACUUAUUUUUGUUGUCGAUCCACUUGAUCGAAAUCAAGACUAUUUAUUGGAAUUUGCAAGAAAAUACAAUAAAAAACAGAAAUUUGUCAGAAUUGGAAUCAUAUCGGAAAAAUCAAAAGAAUUUGUGAGUCGAAUUGGUUUAUAUCGAACACCAAGAAUUCUUUUGAAUGGUGAACUUAUUGAUGAUUUUGAGAAUGUUAAAGAACUUGAAAAUAACAUUUAUCAUAUGAUUUAUAAACAAUCAAUGUAUCUUCAAAAUAUGGUUUAUCACGGAGAUGUUGAUGAUACAAUUAAAAUUGAAGAUUUUUGGCUCGAUGAAUCAUUCAAAGUUCAAUCAAGAGUUCAUUUCAGGUAAACAAUAUUUUGUUCAAAAACUAGUUCCAUAAAUCUCAAUUUCAGUGUCAUAAAUGCUUCGAAAUCAAAAAAUGUUCUCAAAAUUCCUUCAAAUUCAUCAUCAUUGAAAAAUGUGGAAUAUUCCAUCGAAACACAAACGGUAACAUUUUGAACCGAAAAAAUGAAUAACCAAUAUUUUUCAGCCUAUUAUUAUUUGGAUUGUUGGAGAUUUCAAAAAUCAAAGACUUGUUUCAUUCUCGAAAAAUGUUCUGGAUUUAUAUGGUCAAAAAUAUCAAGUAUGUUCCAAUUAUUUUAAAAGUUUCUCGAGUAUCGUUUAUAUUUUUUCAGAUUGCUUUGAUUUCAAAUUCAGAUUGUCCAGAAAUAUCGAAACUUAAUUGUGAUAAGAAUUUGAACAAAAUCAUUGGAAUUAAAUCAGGAGAAACAGCGAUUGUUAUUAAUUCAAUUAUUUUUGGACCAUUGAAAUCCGAAGAAUUAUUCAACAAAAAAGAUUUUUCAAUGAUUUUCUCAAGUUUUGUGAAAACUGAACUCAAAAUCGAAAAUUUACUGGAAUUUUAUUCAAUUUUUCAUGGAAAUGUGAAAGAGAAAAGAGAAACACAUAAAACUCCAAAGGAUAUAAUAAUAAAAGAAAAUGAUAAAACUAUUCCAAAAUUAUCAAUUACAUGGGUUCUAAAUCCAACAACUCCAGAAGCACAAUAUAUUGUUAAUUUGGUUGAAUUGAUCAAAAAUACAAUGAAUUCCGAAAUACGAGUGGGUUUUAAAUAGAAAAUUGAACAUUUCUUGUAAUUUUCGAGUUUAAUUUCCAGCUUGUUUUCAAUCCAGUUUCGAAGUUAUCAAAUUUGCCAAUAAACAGAUUUUAUCGAUAUGUUAUAUCAAAUGAAUUGAGAUUUGAUGAAAAUGGGGAAAUUUUAACAAAUAAUGCUGUUUUCGAAAGUUUACCGAAUAAACAAUUGAUGACACUUGGAAUAAUAACACAUGAUUCGUGGAUGAUUGAAUUGAAAACAACUAAUUAUGAUCUUGAUAAUAUUUUUAUUGACUCGGUUUGUUUUUCUUAUUCAAUUUCAAUUCUAUAUACUCUCAACUUGGAAUUUUUCAGAAAACUCCAAAUAUUAUUGCAAAAUAUACCCUGGAAAAUGUGUUGAUCGAAGGAAAUUGUUUGGAUAAUUACAGUAAUCCUUCUAAAGGAACUCAAAUUAUGGUUGAAAAUAUAAUUAAUCAGAGACGAUUUGAUACAGUUGUUAUGCAAAAUUUGGGAUAUUUCCAAUUGAAGGUGGUUUUCUUUAAUUUCACUCUUGAUUCAAAUUUUUCACACGGUUUUUAUUAUUUUCAGGCGAGUCCUGGAAUUUGGAAAAUUAAUUUGUUGGAUGGUGGAAAAAUCUCGAAAAUUGAUGGAAAAAGUGAAUUCGAGCAUGAAAUUGUUAUAGGUCAGUGGAAAUAUUUUUGUGUUUGAAACAAAAAAAAAUUAUUUGAAAAAAAACAUUUUUCAGAUUCGUUGACUGGGAAAAAUUUGAGACUUGAAGUUGAUAAAACCAAAAAUGAUGAAAAUCCCUCGAUAUUGAGAAGAAUUUCAAAUUAUUUUACUGACUCGCUAUCGAAAAACAUUGAUUUUGGAGAUGAAAUAAAUGUAUUCUCAUUAGCAUCUGGACAUUUAUAUGAGAGGUUUGCUGAAUUUUUGGAUACUAACUAAACAUCAAAUUAUUCUUCAGAUUUUUGAAAAUCAUGAUGUUAUCAGUUGUCAAAAAUACGUCAUCGAGAAAAGUUAAUUUUUGGAUUUUGAAGAAUUAUGCAUCCCCAAGUUUCAAAGAAACAAUACCUGAAUUAGCGAAAAAAUAUGGAUUUAAUGUUCAUUUUGUGGAAUACAAAUGGCCGAAUUGGUUGAGAAGACAAACAGAAAAACAAAGAAUUAUGUGGGGAUAUAAGGUUAGUUGAAUACAUUUUGAACUUAAUUCAUAUGAUUUUUUAAAAUUUCAGAUUUUAUUCCUCGAUGUUUUGUUUCCACUGAAUGUUGAGAAAAUCAUAUUUGUUGAUGCGGAUCAAGUUGUUCGAGCUGAUUUGAAAGAAUUGAUGGAUUUCGAUUUAGAAGGAGCUCCGUAUGGGUGAGUUUGGGAUGCUGUUAUUGGAAUCUAAAUUUCUUAUGAUCAGAAAUUUUAAUCGAAAUUCAAACAUUUACACAGAAAACUUUUAAUUUUUACAGAUAUGUGCCAUUUUGUGAUAGCCGAAGAGAAAUGGACGGAUUUCGUUUUUGGAAAUCUGGAUAUUGGGCCAAUGUUCUUGGAGACCGAAAAUAUCAUAUUAGCGCUCUUUAUGUUGUGGAUUUGAAAAAAUUCCGAGAAAUGUCAGCCGGUGAUCAACUUCGUGGGAAUUAUCAUAUGUUAUCAAGAGAUCCAAAUAGUUUAUCGAAUUUAGAUCAGGUUAGUAUUUUUACUUUGAUUUUUUCCAAACAGAUUUUUUUGUUAAGGAUCUUCCAAAUAGUAUGAUUCAUGAAGUUCCAAUCAAAUCUUUACCUCAAGAAUGGUUAUGGUGUGAAACUUGGUGUGAUGAUGAAAGUAAAAAUAAUGCAAAAACUAUUGAUUUGUGUAAUAAUCCAAUGACAAAAGAGCCGAAAUUGAAUUCAGCAGUGAGAAUUAUCAACGAAUGGAAAGAUUUAGAUGAAGAAACUAGGGAAUUUUCAAGGAAACCAUCAAAAAUUGAUCUUUAA
Messenger RNA from Caenorhabditis angaria, 4410 nucleotides. The record is from the annotation of a GenBank genome assembly. NCBI's taxonomy places the organism in Eukaryota, Metazoa, Nematoda, Chromadorea, Rhabditida, Rhabditidae.